This is a messenger RNA of Pectinophora gossypiella (pink bollworm), 9567 nucleotides long. It is a transcript of the gene sif, whose product is annotated as protein still life, isoform SIF type 1. The transcript has 44 exons. Gene Ontology annotation, biological process: small GTPase-mediated signal transduction; positive regulation of axonogenesis; activation of GTPase activity. Bases 319 to 6483 code for a protein of 2054 amino acids. The record is from RefSeq and is a predicted model, not a curated record. Lineage: Eukaryota; Metazoa; Arthropoda; Insecta; Lepidoptera; Gelechiidae. Gene Ontology annotation, molecular function: guanyl-nucleotide exchange factor activity; protein binding. Gene Ontology annotation, cellular component: membrane; synapse.
GACCCAGCACGCGCGAUCCCGAGCCGCGCCGCAGCCUCCAGCUGCUCGUGUUUACAAGCGCCGCGCGCUGCAGCGCACCGGGCGCUCUCUGACCUGCAACCGACAUACACCCUUCGUUUAUUAUUCAGCGCUGUGAAUUUUUAACUUUGCGAACGACCGACGAUAGAGCAUGGCGGCGUGAAGCACCACUACAGGCACGGCACACAGCGGUCGCAGAGCCUCAACCGCGGGCACUCCCUCUCGCGAACCGAUGGCACCUGGUGACAUCACGGGACCGCGGGCAGCAUAGUGCAGUGCGCUGAGUGCGGCACGCGCAGUAUGGGCAACAAACUAUCGUCGUGCUCGUGCGCGCCAAUCCUGCGCAAGGCGUACCGCUAUGAAGACAGCCCGUGGCAAAACUCGCGUCGCAGAGACGGACAUCUGCUCAGACUGUGGGCGGAGGUGUUCCACGUGUCAGCGAGCGGCGCCGGCACUGUGAAGUGGCAGCAGGUGUCUGAAGACCUGGUGCCUGUCAACAUCACCUGCAUCCAGGACUCGCCCGAGUGCGUGUUCCACAUCACCGCUUACAACUCGCAGGUCGACAAGAUCCUCGACGUCCGGCUACUGCAGCCUGGCACGCGCAUCGGUCAGGCGUCGGAAUGCUUCGUCUACUGGAAGGACCCGAUGACCAACGACACUUGGGGCCUCAACUUCACCUCGCCCAUCGACGCCAAGCAAUUCCGGGAGUGCUGCUCACCAUCAUUCAAAUUCUCACGCAAGGCUUCGUCGAGCUACAGCCUGAAGUUGGAGCCUCCUGGCAGCAAGCAGAAGUUCAAGGCCAAGAGGAAGCCGCUCUCCACGCCGGCCAGCCCCAAUCGAUCGAGUUUAACCUACGGCCGCGAGCCGCAAUGCACAUGUAUGACCCAAGAACAAUACGCCCGUCUGAGAGCACAAGACCCCCGUUAUCGUUCAUCGACACUUCCGCGCACGACGACCCGCGCCAUCGAGACGGACGCCGCCGCCAGUAGCGGCACAGCCGGCAGAACUGACAAGGUGGCUGCAGCCACUUCCUCCACCUCGCUCUAUGACAACGUCACUAACUCACAGCCCGCACAUCAGCCGCCACCUAAACCGGCAGCUCGUCAGACCGAGUCUCAGCCUCCGACCAGGCCGCCGAAGUCCCAGGAGACUUCCACCAUGACCACCAACACUUCUACGGCUCCCAAGACUGUCACCGCCUCAGUUGGCACACAUGGAACUAGUACCAGCGAAGAAUCCCAGGCAGCAUCCGGGGCAGCCCAGCACGGGCAAGACCUCAAGUCGGAGGGCGUGCAGGCGGGCGGCACUCUCACCUCCUCCAAGUCUUCUGCCACCUCCACGCGCUCUGGCAAGGAACACCUCCAGCACAUGCCUAAGAGCAUUGACUACGGAGACGGCAAUGACUCGUCUCGUGAAUCGGACAGACAUUCGAUGCACCACCACAACGUCAUCAACAACAACACUUCAGGCUCUCGCCGCACGAAGUCCAAGAGCACUGAAGAUAUGAAUAUGGAUUCGAGCACUCUGAAGCGCAUGCUAAAGCCAAUGCCGUCGACGGAAAGUCCAGUGACGUCACCGGAGAUGGGGCGCAGGCGCUACGGCGGCGCGGCGCCCUGCCCGCCGUCCUGCGGCGCCCACGGCCGCCACGCGCCGCACGCGCACCACCCGCACUACUCGCACGUUGUCAACAACAACAGCCGGCAGAGCUCUCAACGGCGCGGCGUGGGCGUGGGAGCCGCCCCUAGCGGGUACCCCGGCCGUGGACUGUAUCUGGAGCUGGGUGGGGGCGGUGAACGUGACAUGUCGCCCCCUUCGGACAACGUCAUGUUCGACAACCAAUGCUACGCCACCACGCCGUCUUCCUCCAAUGGCAACUCCGACCAGGAGCCGUGCCAGCGCCGCGACCGCGAUCGUGAUCCGAGGCAACAUCAUCAUACGAAGCCCUGCCUCUCGCGGCAGGCGUCGCAGUCGAGCGCCACCCCAGCGCCAGGGUCACCCACCUCGCGGCUCCUGCUCGAGUAUGAGAUGCACCUGCGCAACACGUUGGCCAAGGGCAUGGAUGCUGAGAGCUACAGCCUGCAUACCUUCGAGGCUUUGCUCAGUCAGAGCAUGGAGGACUUAGAAUACAACGACAACAUGCCGGCGUCUAAUCAACGAAGCCCCUACCCAUCUAGGCGACGGCUGACCCAAGAAUCCAUUCAGCACUAUUUAAGACAUCUUAAGGAGGCUGCCAUAAGGGAUAGAGACUCUAUAAUGACGUCAGGUCCAGCGUCGCAGUGCUCUGGUGGAGGCAGUCGCUCGUCGACGUUGCCCCUGCCGCACCGGCUAGGAGUCGAGCGGCAGCAUAGCGCGCGGUCUGACCGCGAUGGAUAUUACAGUGAUCGUAACGAGCUGAUGAGGGAACGGGAGAGGGAGAGAGACCGCGGGUACUUGAGUGAUCAUAACUCAAGGGAUCGUGUGCGGGACAGAGAUCAAGGAUACUUGAGCGACCAUCAAUCAAGUUUCGUGAGCGCGGCGCGUUGUGCUUCGUGCAUCGGGGAGUCAGCACGAGCAGCGUGGUACCGUCACUCGGACGGCUGGCGCGGCGCCGCCCCUCCCCCCGGCCCGCGUCGCUCCCCCUGGGACUCCCUACCCAGCCUGCGGCACGAGGGCAGCCUCCACGACUCUGGUUACCGGAGCAACCGAGCCGACAGCUUUGAACAGCGGGGCGUGUUCGACAGGCAAGACAGCGUGCGCUCCGAGUACACCAGCGACCGCGAGUCCUCGCGCUAUGGCAUCGUGCAGCAAGCAUCCAUUGACAGCACCGAUUCCAGGAUUUGCUACCUAACUUCUAGUGAGAUUUCUGACGAUGAUCGCAUGUCAUUGACGACGGCGGUGUCGGACGAGGACGAGGCUGGUGAGAGCGCCAUGAACUCCCCGUACAAGGGCAAGCAGACCGGCGCGGCCGCCGCUUCCUUCAACUGCACUGGAGCUGUCAGGAAGGCUGGGUUCCUGAGUGUGAAAAAGUGGCUACUACGCAAGAAGCACCAGAUCGAGCUGGCUCGCAAGCGCGGCUGGAAGGGCUACUGGGUGUGUCUGAAAGGCACCACGCUGCUGUUCUACCCGUGCGACUCACGCGAGGGCCGCUCCGUCGAGGCGGCGCCCAAGCAUCUCAUCAUCGUCGACGGUGCCAUAAUGCAGCCCAUCCCCGAACACCCCAAGCGUGAUUACAUAUUCUGUCUGAGCACAGCUUUCGGCGACGCUUACUUAUUCCAAGCGCCGUGCCAAGUGGAGCUCGAGAACUGGGUGAACAGCAUACAUAGUGCAUGCGCGGCAGCGUUCGCGCGCCACCGCGGCAAGACCGGGACGCUUCACCUGCUGCAGGAAGAGAUUUACCGCCUCGAGAAAGCAAUCGAGUCUGACCACAAGCUGAAGCACAUGGCGGACCUGCAGCAGUCGGUGGUCUCCGAUCCGGACACUCGUGCGCAGCUGUCCGUGCAGAUGCUGCAGUGGGAAGAGAACCUCGAGCGGCUACACUGUGAGCAGUUCCGCCUGCGCUGCUAUAUGGCUAGCCUGCAGAGCGGAGAGUUGCCUAACCCUAAGUCGUUGUUGACCCACGUGUCUCGCGGCACGAAGAGCACGCUGAACAAGCUGGGUGUGUUCACGGUGUCGUCGUUCCACGCGUUCAUCUGCGCACGCUCGCCAUCCCUGCUCAACAACCUGCUGGCUGGCCGGGGAGCCACCAAGCGCAGGGCGCCCAACCUCUCGCGCUCCAACUCUGGAUCCAGUCGGCGGUCCAUGCAGAUGUCACGAGACGAGGGCGAGGCGGCGGUGCGUGUGUCGUUGCCUGAGGGCACGACGGCGACGGUUGGCGUGCGCGAAGGCAUGUCUGUUGAAGAGUUCCUGGCGUCGGCAUGCGCGCGCCGCACGCUGAACCCACUCGAACACUUCGUGCGCGUCAAGAAACGCCGCGACAUGGAAGACCACAACUACUUCGUGCCACACCGCAGCGACCUCAUCGAAACCUACUUGCAUACACACGAAGUGGUGGAAGUGUGUGCAAAGAUCCUGUAUCAAGUGGAGCUGCAGCGGUCGACGCUGGAGCAGAUGUGGGGCUUCAGCGUGGAGGCCGAGCUUAUCGAGAACGCCGAGCGACAGGACGAGCUGUGCUGCUACGUCAGCCGCGUCGAGGACAAGAGCGUCGCCAUGCAGAACGGCAUAAUCAAAGGCGACGAGAUAAUGGUGAUCAACGGAGCGAUCGUAUCUGACCUAGAUAUGAUGUACUUGGAGAGCGUGCUGCAAGAGGAACUCUCCCUCGUCAUGAUGAUGAGGUCGUCGCGGACGGAGCCGCCAGAGCUGAGCGGCAUGAUGCGCGCAGCCACCGACGACAUAAUCGAUUCGCUGGUGUGCCCGCCGCCGCCGAGCGAGCCGCCCGCCAUCUCCGACGACAUGAUAUCCGGCCUCAUCGUGCCGGCACCUGCCUGGAGUAAGGAGCUGUACAGCCCGGAGGCAGAUGCGCACGGCGACGUGUCGGGCCCGCCCAAAGUGAGCUCGCGCACCAACUCCUUCGAGAUCGAAAACCUGCUCAAGAGUGCGGAGCAAGUGACCGGGUGGUGCCGGUCGCCGGCGGACACGCGGCGCGGCAGCCCCACCGGCAGCGUCGCCAGCGCCGCCGCCACGCCCUCGCGGCACCUCUCCGACGCCGACAAGCUGCGCAAGGUGCUGCUCGAGCUCGUUGAUACCGAGCGCGCAUAUGUCAAGCACCUCAACAACCUAUUGGAGAACUACUUAGAACCAUUGAAGAAGGAAACUUUUUUAUCGAAUGCCGAGAUCAACGCUCUCUUCGGAAACAUUCAGGAGAUAGUGACUUUCCAGAGGCAGUUCUUACAAAACUUAGAGGAAGCGCUCGAGGUAGAGCCUAACUUCCAUCAUUUCGAAUUCUCCAAUCAAUUUAAGAAUGUCCUGUUCGCUGUGGGGAACGCUUUCCUUUAUUACGUCAAUCAUUUCAAGUUAUACAGUUCUUUCUGUGCGAGUCACAGCAAAGCGCAGAAAGUUUUGCAUCCAAAUGAAGGUAAUCAAGCGCUACAAGAGUUUCUCGCUGCAAGGAAUCCAAAACAACAGCACUCAUCCACUUUGGAAUCGUACUUAAUUAAACCGAUUCAAAGGAUACUAAAAUAUCCUUUACUUCUUCAACAAUUGAGAAACUUGACUGAUGUAAAUUCGGAAGAGCAUCUUCAUUUAGUGGAGGCUUUAAAGGGAAUGGAGAAAGUUGCUGAACACAUCAAUGAAAUGCAACGAAUACAUGAAGAAUAUGGUGCUAUAUUUGAUCACUUGUUUAGACAACACCAAAAGUCUUGCAAGCAACCUAUAGAUCUAAGUCCUGGGGAUUUGUUAUACUACGGUGGUGUAGAAUGGUUAAAUAUUUCAGACUUUUUAGGAAAAAUAAAGAAGGGAUUGGAAUUGCAUGCUAUGUGUUUUGUAUUUAAAUCAGCUGUUGUCUUCCUUUGCAAAGAAAGACUGAGACAGAAGAAAAAACUGAUGGGAGUAUCAUCGAAGAACAAUUCAAACGAAGUAGAGAUAAUUCGAUAUCAAGUUUUGAUACCGGUGACAGAGGUUCAGGUUCGAGCCUCGUCUGCCAAGGACAUGGACAGUCACUUCCUAUGGGAACUUAUACACUUACGAAGUCAACUUCAACGCCGCUCUGAGAAAGUAUACGUGCUCUCGAACAGCACGGCGGAUUUCCGUAACGCGUUCUUGAAGACGAUCAGACAAAUCAUCCGGGAGUCAGUGCGCAACAUGUCGCUGCCGACCACAAGGCCUGCGCCCGCGCCUCCCCGCGCGCCGCACACGCUCGACCGGCCAAAACACCAGGUGCACGUAAUGCAAGGAUCUCAGACUCUCGGCAAAACGAAAAAACCUAAGACUUCAGGGCAACGGUUAUCGGCUGGCAAUAUUGAGGUGGGUGACCUAUCAAGGGAGAACUCUCAAGAUGCCGAUGAACCGCCGACGGAGGCGUCCGCCACCGAGCCCUUCCGACACAGGAGUAAGACCCUGGGAGACGCCGCGGAGACUAGCGCCAAACGCGCUCCGCCGCCGCCCCCACCCGACACUGACAAGUCCGACGGAGGCUCCAAGUCUGAAGGAGAAGACGAGCCCCCACAACCACCCGCCAAGCGAGGGUUAGGCAGAACUCCAAACCACCUCACACUAAGCACGACGUCCACCCUCAGCGCCGGCAGCACGGGUUCCCAGGCGCGGCUCAUACAGUCGUCGCACCAGCCCACGCAGUAUCAACCCACCAUGGUCAAGGAAUUAGGAUCGCCGGUGUGGAAACCGCGCGACAUGUUGGGUGAGGCGAGCGCGAGCAGCGGCGGCGCGGCGGCGCCCGCGGCGCCCACCACGCUGCCGCGCUCGCAGCGGCCCGCGCCCCGCGCGCACCACCUCUCCGCCAGCCGCAAGUCACUCGCGCCCGACCACCGUCACUAGUCGCCGCGCCGCACGCCCCGUGCCUCGCAGCCCAAUGCUGAACCCACUCUCCCGCCCCAUCGCCCACCCUCUAGCUUCGCUACUAAGAGAAAGUUGCGAACUACUCCACGUAAUCCUGACUCUACCUACCCUUUCCUUUGAGUUUUACUUUCUAUGUAUUUUCCAUUUUAAUUGCGUCUUGAAGCGUGCUUUUACUCCUUGAGGUAACAUUGUCAUGUUACCGUAUUUGAUUUGUUGCCAACAUAGGGUGUUUGCGCUUGGGCGCAAUGGAAUCUAACCUGUUAGACUUGCCGAUACGUUUUCCGACCGAUUGGCUAAACACUGUUAUUAGGUGUCGUCGUCGUGUGACGCGAUUGAUAAAUAAAUGUCUAAUCAUUCGCUACGCGCUUAUCCUAAUUCGGCACAACCCUUCCUUCCUUAAUGUCGUAAACAUAACCGUAAUUAAAAUUAAGGAAAGUGAAAGCUAUGUAUGGAUACUUGGUUAGAAAUGUCAUUCAUCUGAAAUGACAAUUGUAAAUUGAUUUGAUCAAAUAGCAGCUACACCAUUCAUCAUUUCUACUGUACUAGUCAAUGCUCAAGAAAGUUUGGAACUUUACAGAGCUCAAUAUAAUUUUAUUUUUAAAAGCUCAACAUUACUUUUAAAUCCAUUUUUAUUCCUUGAGUAUUAGGUACACUCAAAAGUUCACACUUAUUUUGGUUAAUUUCUUCAAUUCUCUUACCUACCUCGAACUGAAUCAAAUUGUGCCACAGUGCGUACUGCACCUUUUUCUUCCACGUCUUUGCAUGAUAUGAUAACACGAUAUGUCAUCAAAAUGUUAAUAUUAACUGGUAGUUUUAAGUUUGAUUUAUUAAUAAACCUACUUAGGAACAACCAAAAGUAGGUCUGUAUAAUAAUAUAAUUAAUUCAAAUGUAAUGACAAUAUCAUUAAUGUCAUAACCAUUAUCGCCUUUACAUGUCCCGGUUGGAAAGUUUUGAACCCGUAACUAUGUUGAAGGCGUCAAGAUUAGACUUGAUAUUAUUAUGUCGCAUCGCAUAAAAAUGUACAAGCGAAACCCGUUUAGAACCAUCACUGGAAGUUAAAAAUAUGUGCAGAACGUAUUCGAUAUGACAAUAGAGAUAAAAUAUUAUAUUCUGGGGUAAUUUAGGCCCUUGCAAAAUAUAUAUAUAUAUAUGUACGUAAUAUUAUGAAAAACUUUCUGUAAAAAAUACCACUUUCAUUUGGAAUUCCUUUUCCGUACACUUAUAAGAAGACUUACAUUUCUACAUGGACUUCUGUGCCAAAUUAGGUACUCUCUAUACCUAUGCUUGUUAUUAUAGUCACCGUCAACAUUGCUAAAUAAAUAUAUCGUGAAAGUAGUUAGCUGUAAUGUACUUGCGUUAUUUUUCGUCACGUUGGCAACGCAAUACUCACUUCACUACCCUAUAGUUCAAAAUGCACUCACCCUAUGGAAAGUACACUAGGUAGUUUUGAUAAUAAUUUCUCUUCGUGAUCAAAUUCGAAAGUUCUAUCAUAGGCUAGGCAAAUGAUAUAACAUGUAACCUACACGUUUAAGUUUUAUAAUUUACUUGAUGGAAAUAGGGAUAAUAAUAGUAUGGUUAUUGGUUUGAUGUAUUAUAUGUAAAUUUGUUAUUUGUAUCGGGGUGCAGUUGUAAGCUGAACGACGUCACAGUAGUAGAGUCAUCGGGUUGAUUGUUGGCUCUUGAUAUCACUAAUGUUUUUAUAAUGUGCUCGUAUAUCAUUCUGCUAUUACACAUGCAGUAUGCGCUUAAUGAAUAUGCAUAUUAACUGGACACAUGAGUACUAAUCAUAACAACACAUAGUGGAUGGUAUUGUAUGCUAAAUGCCGACAUACUAACGGCUUAGAUGUGACAUUGGCUAGGUAAACAAGCGCAUAAUGCGAUCUGAUCAUUAUGACAAUGUGAUGGCAAAUAACUGGUAAUGAAUAUGACUAGUGACGAGUUUUAACAUUUCCUACGCCUUGGAACAUAUCACCGGUGGCGACCCUCGUUCAGCCCCUACACUCUCCUUUGAUCUCACAAAGUUUAGUUCUAACACCUACUUUACCGCCACCUACGAUAUUAUUGUAUAUUUAAUAUUAUGUAGAUGAUAUAAUUAUUUAUCAUAGAGACACACAUUAUACUUUGAUCUUUACGUAUUGUUUAAAAGAUUGUUUUGUGAUUUAUUGAAAUAAAACCUGUUUAUUAAUAUACAUAUGUUAAAAUAUUCGAAUUUAAUAAUUACGAACUUAUACAAUCAAUUUAUAGAUAUUAUUAUACUAAGAAAAUAUAAUUAAUAAAAUGAAUAAACAAAUAAUGGUGAAAAGUGAAAUGAAGGAUGAGCUCAUUAAUUGCGAUUGUAUUUCAUACUUCAAUGACAUUUGAAAGUAAUGUAGGGAAAUGAAUGAAUAUUUAGAAAGACUUAUUGAAGUAAAAUACGAAGGUAACUAAUGUUAUAAUAAGUAUUGAACUUUUAUAAUUUGAUGUCGUAUGGGUUGCGAGUUGCGUUUACGUUUUUGUUGAGUUUAAUGUACGUUAGUGUGUUAUAGUAUGAUAUAUUUCUGUACUCUACAUCGCAGGUUGUAGACCAACUGCUUCGAAGCACUAAAGAGCUAAUAAAAUAAAAAUAUUAUAAAAUUGGCGUGCACUGAAGCCGUAAAGUCUGUAUAAAAACAGGUAUUUUCGGAAAGUUACCAUUAGCGAUAACGGUAUAAGUGUCGUUUUCAAAUAACAAAUACCUCAAAGUUUACACACCCAUGAAAUUGUUAGUGCUUAGAGGUUUAGUGUUUAGUUUGGAAUUAUUUUUGACGGGCUCUUUGAUUCUCUUUACUUCACUAAGAUGCCUAAAUUUGAAGUGCCUUCACAUAUUUUUGGAAAGUAAAGUGCACGUGUUGCUUCCUAGUCUGUGGUUCUGCACCUCGGAGUGGUUGGUCUGCGGCCAAAUAAGGAAUACAGCUGUCCUUUAGUGGCUUCCAACACGGUUAUUCUAAUUUACAAUGGAUGUAUCUACCUAUUGUUUUUCUAAGUAUCUAUCGAUACGUUAAAUUUUGUGACACUUACGGAUAUUACUUUUUAUUGCUUAUGAA